AUGGGAGCUGGAGGGGGCGUGUCAGCGAGCGGGCUAGGGGCGGGCCGAGUGGCGGCGGCUGGUCCGGUGUCCGGGGAGAGCGGCGGCUGCGGGGACACCGGGAGAGCGGCUCCGGGGGAAGGACGCGGAUCCGGCCUCUCCCCGCUCGCCAUGACCGGCCUCCAGCCCAUCGACCUACUCCUACAGGCGGCACAGUACCUGGAGCGGCGGGAGAGGGGUAAAUACACCCGGGACCUGGAGUCCGAACACGGAUACGCUUCCCUCCCCCUUCCUCGGAGCGAGAAAGCGAGACGAAGGAGGCGGGGCAGGAAGAACGUGGGGAGCAGGUCUACCCACAACGAGAUGGAGAAGCACAGGCGUGCCCACCUGAGACUGUGCCUGGAGCGGCUGCGGGAGUUGGUCGGAGCUGACAACACCAGACACACCACGCUGAGCCUGCUCACCGAAGCCAAGCUGCACAUCCAGACCCUGGAAGAGGUGAGCGAGCAGGCCCGUCACCAGAUCCACCAGCUCCAGUCACAGCAGCGGCACUUGAAGAGGCAGCUGGCGCUGCUGCUGCCCGUCGAGAUGGGCCGAAUGGACAGCACCGGCUCCUCGGAGCUCUCUGAUUCUGAUCGAGAAGCCGAGGACGUGGACGUGGAGGGCAGCGACACGGACUGGACCGGCGGCGACGGGAGUGACUCCGACGCCCCGGGCGUCACCAGCGGCGACGGCUACUUCAGCACCGGCCUCAAGAGGACCAAGCUGUCUUGACCCGCCAAUUGAUCCCGGACGAGCCCCCGCCCGCCCGCCCCCCUCCCUCAGCUUUGUUGGAAGCCUGCGACAGCAGACGAGCCUUCCUGUCGGCCAUCACAGGAUUCACAAGACCCUGAAACACCUGGGGACGUUUGCCCAGGUGCCCGGACGCUGCGAGUGAAGGUUAUGGCCUAAUUCAAAAUGGCAACUUGACCAUCCUUCAAGUUCUCCUUUGGAGAGCUGCCAGCCUACGCUCGAAUUUCUAUUAUCUUCCACCCCAACCCUAGCCCUGAAAGUGAAGCUAUUUUCUUUUCUCCCCCCCUCCAUUUUUAUUUUGUCUCCCCACCCCCCCCCCCCACUCCAUUUUUAUUUUUAAUUUGUUGCCAGAAAACACCACCUCCCUCUCCACCCAACCCUUUGCUUCUCUUAAGUUGGCCGGGGGUGGUGGAUGGGAAGAAAACAGCACUUUUUCGAUCCAGUUUCUGUUGUCCUUCUCUGCCAAGCGGGUGGCCAUCUGCGAUGGCUCUCCCACUGCUUUGGUGGGGGGGGGGGGGAGGGGGGCGGUGAGUUUGGCACAGUGGACCCUCUCAGGGCAGGCCCUACACUCCAGGAUCACCGAGACCGCUCAGGGUCAGGGUGGGUUGGGGGGGCGAACAAAAUGGCGUCCAGAGAGAUCGCUAAGGGUGAAGAGUCACUGUGGGGCCUAGUCGCUUCUGCCAGGCCUGGAGCCUGAAUUAACUCGCUGAAAGCCGGUGGGAGGGGGGCAAGAUAGUGGGCCUUUCUGUCCAACCCAGUGUGUGUAUCCCAUUACUGACCACGUUCCUCCUCCCCCACCCCCCAAAUUUAUUUGUUGGUGAGGGAGAAGGGAGUGGCAUUAAAUUUGAAAUCGGGUCAUCCAAUUCCACGCCAGAGACUGAUGGGCACUUUAAUUUGUCUUCCGAAUGUUGUAAAUAUCUCUUCUGCCUCCCCUCCACCCCUAUCCUCUAAACAUCUUACACUUCCAUCAGUUCUAGUCUUUAUUCCGGGAGGUGAGGUGCGUUUUUUAAUCGACUGAGUGUGUUAGACGUGUGUGUGUGUGAGUGUGUGUGCGCGCGCGAGUGUGUAUAAUUAACGUGUUGUUGUACAAGAUUAAAAACUUUAUUUCGUUA
This is a messenger RNA of Hemiscyllium ocellatum (epaulette shark), 1883 nucleotides long. Its product is annotated as max dimerization protein 1-like. Gene Ontology annotation, molecular function: DNA-binding transcription factor activity, RNA polymerase II-specific; RNA polymerase II cis-regulatory region sequence-specific DNA binding; protein dimerization activity. The transcript has 6 exons. The record is from RefSeq and is a predicted model, not a curated record. Bases 1 to 753 code for a protein of 250 amino acids. Lineage: Eukaryota; Metazoa; Chordata; Chondrichthyes; Orectolobiformes; Hemiscylliidae. Gene Ontology annotation, biological process: regulation of transcription by RNA polymerase II.